UGGCAAGUUAGAAAUUUUCUGACUCCUCUAGGAGGAGGCUCCGGGACCCCGGGGAGUAACAAGUGUCUGGAGGCUGAAGGGUGGAGGGGUUUCAGCACUUGGGGUUCUCUUGUGAAACUCCCCUCCACCCUCCUCUCUCUCACCCACCCACCCCCUUAUCCCCUUCUCUUUCCGUCCUUGGAAAAUGGUGUCCAAGCUCACGUCGCUCCAGCAAGAACUCCUGAGCGCCCUGCUGAGCUCUGGGGUCACCAAGGAGGUGCUGGUCCAGGCCUUGGAAGACUUACUGCCAUCCCCGAACUUCGGGGUGAAACUGGAGACUCUGCCCCUGUCCCCCGGGAGCGGGACCGAUCCGGACACCAAGCCGGUCUUCCAUACUCUCACCAACGGCCACGCUAAGGGCCGCUUGUCCGGGGACGAGGGCUCCGAGGACGGCGACGACUAUGACACCCCUCCCAUCCUCAAGGAGCUGCAGGCGCUCAACACCGAGGAGGCAGCUGAGCAGCGGGCGGAGGUGGACCGGAUGCUCAGUGAGGAUCCGUGGAGGGCUGCCAAAAUGAUCAAGGGCUACAUGCAGCAACACAACAUCCCCCAGAGGGAAGUGGUCGAUGUCACAGGCCUGAAUCAGUCACACCUUUCCCAGCAUCUCAACAAGGGCACCCCUAUGAAGACCCAGAAACGUGCUGCCCUGUACACCUGGUACGUCAGAAAGCAACGAGAGAUCCUCCGACAGUUCAACCAGACAGUCCAGAGUUCUGGAAAUAUGACAGACAAAAGCAGUCAGGAUCAGCUGCUGUUUCUCUUUCCAGAGUUCAGUCAACAGAGCCAGGGGCCUGGGCAGUCCGAUGAUGCCUGCUCUGAGCCCACCAACAAGAAGAUGCGCCGCAACCGGUUCAAAUGGGGGCCCGCAUCCCAGCAAAUCUUGUACCAGGCCUACGACCGGCAAAAGAACCCCAGCAAGGAAGAGAGGGAGGCCUUAGUGGAAGAGUGCAACAGGGCAGAAUGUUUGCAACGAGGAGUUUCCCCCUCCAAAGCCCACGGGCUGGGAUCCAACUUGGUCACUGAGGUCCGUGUCUACAAUUGGUUUGCAAACCGGAGAAAGGAGGAGGCGUUCCGGCAGAAGCUGGCCAUGGACGCCUAUAGCUCCAAUCAGACACACACCCUGAACCCCCUGCUUGCCCAUGGCUCCCCCCACCACCAGCCCAGUGCCUCGCCUCCAAAUAAGCUGUCAGGAGUACGCUACAGCCAGCAAGGAAACAAUGAGGUCACUUCCUCCUCAACAAUCAGUCACCAUGGUAACAGCGCCAUGGUAACCAGCCAGUCAGUUUUACAGCAAGUCUCCCCAGCCAGCCUGGACCCAGGCCACAAUCUCCUCUCACCUGAUGGUAAAAUGCAGAUAGCAGUCUCAGGAGGAGGCCUGCCCCCGGUCAGCACCUUGACGAAUAUCCACAGCCUCUCCCACCAUAAUCCCCAGCAAUCUCAGAACCUCAUCAUGACCCCACUGUCUGGAGUCAUGGCCAUUGCACAAAGCCUCAACACUUCCCAAGCACAGAGCGUCCCAGUCAUCAACAGCGUGGCCGGCAGCCUGGCGGCCUUGCAGCCCGUCCAGUUCUCCCAGCAGCUGCACAGCCCUCAUCAGCAGACCCUCAUGCAGCAGAGCCCAGGCAGCCACAUGGCCCAGCAGCCCUUCAUGGCUGCUGUGACUCAGCUGCAGAACGCACACAUGUACACACACAAGCAGGAACCCCCCCAGUAUUCCCAUACCUCCCGGUUUCCAUCUGCGAUGGUGGUCACAGAUACCAGCAGCAUCAGUACACUCACCAACAUGUCUUCCAGUAAACAGUGCCCAUUGCAAGCCUGGUGAUGUCCACAUACCACUUACCGUGUGCACAGCAACAAGGACUCUCUUUUCCACACCAUCACCCUCUGGGCAGCUGUCACGGAAAAGCCCAGUGACCUGACAAGCACCUGUGAGAGGUCCCCACUUACCUGAUGUCCUGGUGGCACCUCAGACAAUCCGCUCUUGGGAGAUGCAGCCUUGAAGCCCAGCUUCCCUUCUACACAGUAUUGUCAGGAUGCCUCUCCUAAGAUGUCAAGUGCUCCUGUUUGUCCUGGAGGCAGGCAACAUGAAACUGCACAAGAGGAAGAGAACAUGCUGUAGAGUCUACAUUGUGAUCUUUCAUCGAACAAACUCAUGCAAAAACUUGAAUCUGUUACUGAAACAAAGAGAGGAGAACAUGUGCUACUGAACUGAGCCAAACACACUGUAAAUAUCAACAGACUCCCUCUCCCCAACCCCAGCCCAAAUGAUCUCGAGAUUUCUUUUAAAGAAGUAAAUUUGUCCAAUGGGUGUAAACUAUAAACUGCUGUAAUUAAGUGCAAUUUCCCCUCCACAUCAUCUCCCCUUGCCCUGUAUAUAAUACUAAAGUGUCUAUUAGUUUUCUUUGUAAAGGUCAGAGUUGAAAUUUCAAGUGAUCCGCCCCCACCUUUUUCCCCCCAUGGCAAAACACCCCAAGUGGGAAAAGAAGCCCCUCACUCCUCCCUUGGGCCUGGACACAUAAGAACAGCAUACUUUGGGCUGACUGCCAGCUAGCCCCAACCUCCUGAUGUUGAGACACACCUCUGGAUGCCUAGAGGGGCAGAACAGAGCUUCAGAGUGACAUUCUAGUUUCCUGUGGAAAUAGUAAUCCAGCCAGUGUGCCCUGGUGACAUUGGCUGAUAGCCAAAGACACAGUGCCAUCUCAGGAAGCUUCCCAUUAAAAGCGUUUAUUUUAUCACUGCCAA
This is a messenger RNA of Heterocephalus glaber (naked mole-rat), 2781 nucleotides long. RefSeq names its product HNF1 homeobox B (gene Hnf1b). The record is from RefSeq and is a predicted model, not a curated record. Gene Ontology annotation, molecular function: DNA-binding transcription factor activity, RNA polymerase II-specific; RNA polymerase II cis-regulatory region sequence-specific DNA binding. NCBI's taxonomy places the organism in Eukaryota, Metazoa, Chordata, Mammalia, Rodentia, Bathyergidae. Gene Ontology annotation, cellular component: nucleus. Gene Ontology annotation, biological process: pancreas development; regulation of transcription by RNA polymerase II; positive regulation of DNA-templated transcription.